Molecule: messenger RNA, 1746 nt
Organism: Lycium ferocissimum
Lineage: Eukaryota; Viridiplantae; Streptophyta; Magnoliopsida; Solanales; Solanaceae
Product: premnaspirodiene oxygenase-like
Exons: 2
Coding region: 88-1614 (508 amino acids)
Molecular function (GO): iron ion binding; heme binding; oxidoreductase activity, acting on paired donors, with incorporation or reduction of molecular oxygen
Source: RefSeq, a predicted model, not a curated record
UUUUAGUCUCAAACAUGUAAAAUUAGCUCGUUAUAUAACAAGAAGCAUGUAUCCAUAAGAUAAUAUUCCAUUUCCUCCUUCCUAAAAAUGGAGACUCAACAAUUACCCUUCAUCUUCAUUUCACUCUUGCUAUUCCUUUACUUCUUAUUCCGUCUUUUUCAGAUAUCGAAGGAAUCAGAAACCUUAAACAAAAAAUUGCCUCCUGGUCCAUGGAAGCUCCCUUUUAUCGGGAACUUGCACCAGUUAGCAAAUGGACUCCUGCCACAUCAUACUCUCAGAAGCAUAUCGCAAAAAUAUGGGCCACUGACAUAUUUACAACUUGGAGAAAUUUCAGCGAUUGUCGUGUCUUCACCUGAAAUGGCAAAAGAAAUCAUGAAAACUCAGGACGUUCGCUUUGCAACUAGGCCCCAAAGUAUGACCGGAAGUAUUAUUUUCUACAACUACUCGGACAUAGCACUAUGUCCAUACGGUGAUUACUGGAGAAAUAUGCGCAAAAUAUGUGUCCUGGAACUUCUUAGCGCAAAGAUGGUCAAAUCAUUUUACUCAAUUAGACAAGAAGAGAUGUCAAGUCUCGUCUCAUCUAUCAUCAAUUCUAAGCCUGGCUCGUUGGUCAACCUAUCAAGCAAAAUAUUUUGGUUUACAGGUUCUGUAACUUGUAGAUCGGCUUUUGGAAAAGUUGUUCAUGAUCAAGAUACGUUGAUAAUGCUGGUGAAAGAGGCAGUGUCAUUAUCUGCAGGAUUUGACUUGGCUGAUUUGUUCCCUUCGCAUAAGUGGCUACAUGGGAUCAGUGGGAUGAAGUCCAGAUUGUUGAAGGCCCGCGAAAAGGUCGAUAUAAUUUUGGAGAAGAUCAUUAAUGAGCAUCGGGGAAGUCGAGUGAAUGGUAAAAAAGGUAAUGGUGAGUCCGGAGGUGAAGACCUGAUCGAUGUUCUACUACGAGUCAUGGAGAGUGGGGAAUUUGGAAUCCUAAUCACAAAUGAAAAUAUCAAAGCAAUUGUUUUUGAAAUGUUCAUGGCAGGAGCUGAAACAUCAUCAACAACAAUUAUUUGGGCGUUGUCAGAAAUGAUAAAAAAUCCAAGUGUUAUGGCUAAAGCACAACUUGAAGUUAGAGAAGCCCUACAAGGAAAGAAAACAUUGGAGGAUACUGAUUUAGAAGAGUUGAAGUAUUUCAAAUUAGUGAUAAAAGAAACACUAAGGUUACACCCUGCAGCUCCUCUAUUAAUCCCAAGGGAAUGUAGAGAAGAAACACAAAUUGAUGGAUACAAUAUACCUAUCAAAACUAAAGUCAUAGUGAAUGCGUGGGCAAUUGGAAGAGAUCCAAAAUAUUGGGAUGAUCCAGAAAGCUUUAUACCUGAGAGAUUUGAGGAUAGUCCUAUUGACUUCAGAGGGAACCAUUUUGAAUUUAUUCCAUUUGGCGCAGGAAGAAGAAUGUGUCCGGGAAUGAUAUCCGGUUUAGCUACUGUAGGGCAUUCUUUAGCGAAGUUGUUGUAUCACUUCGACUGGAAGCUUCCUGAAGCGGUUAAUCUGGAUGAUUUCGACAUGACCGAAGCAGAAGGAGUAGCAGCCAGUAGAAAGAAUGAUCUUUGUUUGAUUGCUACUCCUUUUGGUCUCUCUUAACAAUAAAGUAACAACACAUGUCACUGGCUACUACAUGUCUAUCAGCCAGUGAUUAUCAAUAAGUUGUUUCUUUUUUACAUGGUGUAUCUGUAUCUCUUAUGUGAACAGUAUAAACUUAGUUUAUCUCCUGGA